CCGAUCUUCAGGAAAAACUUGUCUUGUUCUUUUGGACCUGCAAUACGAAUUAAGUGGCCGUUUAUUUCUAAACCAUUUCAAAUACCUGCAAGUGUUUUGAGCCGGCAAAAAAAGUUUUAAAGACAUUUAGUAUAGAUUCUAGUUGCAAAACUUUUAUCUCUCUCUCCUUUCUUUAAUUAUAUCCACCCACAACGUUCCCCUGGUCUGUUUUUCGAUAAAAUUACGUACAAAUUUCAGUUUGUAAUUACUUACAGUUACAGAAGGGCUUCUCAUUUCAGUAUCUGCGAGGUCACCAAAAUGUCUGGAUACCACCACCACCAUCAGCAGCAAGACCCACCUCGAGCUCCCAAUCCUCUAAUCUCUGUACAAGGGAACACUGUGAAGAUCUACUGUGAAGCUGAUCCUGAUUACUAUCUGGCCAAUCUUAAUGGUCACGUAAUCAUGGCAGCUGCUAAUGAGUCUGACCCAAAUCAGCAAUGGAUCAUGGACACUUCAUGGACUGUGAGGGCAAAGGAUGAAGCAGGAUUCCCUGCAUUUGCCUUGAUAAACAGGGCUACAGGCCAGGCUCUAAGGCAUGGACGUUCAGAGAGUGAAAGGGUUACCUUAGGUCCAUAUCGCCUUGAUGAUUUCAAUGAGGCUGUUCUGUUCACCCAGAGUGGCUAUGUAGGAAAGGGGUAUCAGUGCAUCAGACCUGUGAACAACAUUCAAUUCAAUCUGGAAGCCAUGUUUCAAGUUGAUAAACAUCAUCGCGGACUCUAUGAAGGAGCAGAGAUUUCUCUGUUCAAAUGGAACAAGAAGGAGAAUCAGAAAUGGAAGAUCACUCCCAUCUUGAGCUCAUCCCAUGGAGCAUCUCGGCCUGGUUCAUUACCUCCUCAAUCUAGUGGGGAGGAGCCUCAGGGUCCAUCAGUUAGGGUUUAUUGCGAAGCCAAUCCAAACUUUUUCAUGGCUGCCCGGGGCCAUCUUGCAACACUUGCUUUAGGAAUCCCACAUGAUCCCCACCAGCAAUGGAUCAAAGUGGAUUCAUGGGGGCUUAAAGUGAAGGAUGAAGUUGGAUUCCCAGCCUUUGCAUUGGUGAAUAAGGCUACAAAGCAGGCUCUAAAACAUGGAAAUCAAGAGUGGGAUCAGAUAUACUUGGCUGAUUACAACCCCAACAAGUUGGAUGAAUCAGUUCUCUGGACCCAAAGUGCAGAUGUUGGGCAUGGUUACCAAUGCCUUAGGCCUGUAAACAACAUCCGUCUCAAUAUGGAUGCCAAAGGAGCUAAUGGUGAAACUGGUGGAAUCCAUCAUGGAAAUGAGCUCAUUCUCUUCAGCUGGAAUAAGCAAAGCAACCAGAAAUGGAAGCUGCAGCCUCCUUAGAGGAAGGAAGGUUUUUGUUUGGUGAAUUUCAACUAAAGGAGGAGGAGGAGCUGCAAUAGUUUAGAUCUGCUUUUUGUCAGCAUAGGCUGUUUAGCUUUGAAGGAAUAUAUGUUGCAUAUUUUUGGCUCACGAUGUGAAGAGGGAGAUCUAAAGAAGGGCAUUUUUUCUUUCUUUUUACAAUUAAAGAAGGCAUUAUGGCAAGUAAUAUGUUGGGCAUUGGAUUGUAUGUAUAGAAAAAUAUCUCAAUUCUAUUGGUAUAUUUUCCAAACAAAUAUGUCAAUGGAAUAGAUUUCUAU
Cryptomeria japonica (Japanese cedar) is the source of this 1652-nucleotide messenger RNA. Its product is annotated as ricin B-like lectin R40C1. The record is from RefSeq and is a predicted model, not a curated record. Bases 298 to 1356 code for a protein of 352 amino acids. The transcript is spliced from 8 exons. NCBI's taxonomy places the organism in Eukaryota, Viridiplantae, Streptophyta, Pinopsida, Cupressales, Cupressaceae.